Haliotis rubra (blacklip abalone) is the source of this 2545-nucleotide messenger RNA. RefSeq names its product hexokinase type 2-like. The record is from RefSeq and is a predicted model, not a curated record. Gene Ontology annotation, biological process: glucose 6-phosphate metabolic process; glycolytic process; intracellular glucose homeostasis. Gene Ontology annotation, molecular function: mannokinase activity; glucokinase activity; fructokinase activity. Gene Ontology annotation, cellular component: mitochondrion; cytosol. The transcript has 13 exons. NCBI's taxonomy places the organism in Eukaryota, Metazoa, Mollusca, Gastropoda, Lepetellida, Haliotidae. The coding region runs from base 165 to 1586 and encodes 473 amino acids.
CACAGCUGUGCGCACGUCGCAACCUCUCAUGUAGACCCUCGCGACCACAACAUACCCUCCAGAACAAGAAACGGACGCAAGAUAUUGUCACGUUUGCGCUUCUCAAAACAUCGCAGCUGGACCCUGUUUGAUUAUCAGAAUACGGAGCAGCAUCCCGUAUUGAAAUGGAGCCAAUUGCUGACCAACUGAAAGGCAACUCCGUUCUCGGUGAUGAGAGGAAGAAGCAGCUGGGGGAGUUCCUGCAGCCCCUGGUGCUGACGCAGGAGGUGAUCGAGAGAAUUAUGGCCGGCAUGGAAGACCACAUCAAACUGGCCAACAGCCCUGACCGCAGUGUGCGUGACAAGUCGGACGUCCUCAUGGCCAACACGCAUGUUCGGUGCUUGCUGGAUGGGAAGGAAAAUGGUACUUACUUAGGCCUAGAUCUCGGUGGGUCAAACUUCCGCGUGGUGAAAGUUAUAUUCACAAACGGUGAAGCAACAACCACGACCAACUACUACACUUUGACCGAUGAAGUCCGGAGUGGACCUUGUGAUAGAAUAUUUGAAUUUAUCGCCAUUAGUAUAAAAGAUUUCCUGGAGAAGGAAGGUUUGGCAUCUUCAGCAAACAAAAUCCUUCUAGGGUUCACCUUCUCCUUCCCAACGGAACAAUAUGCCCUGAACAGGAGCAAACUGCUGACCUGGACAAAGACCUUCAAGAACCCGGACGGUCCUGGUCGGGACCCAGUGCAGAUGUUGGAGCAGGCCAUACAGAAGGAGACGCCGGAUCUGCCUGUGGAUGUUGUGGCAGUGAUGAGUGACACCACCAGUACACUAAUGGCAGGAAACUACCUUGAUAAGAAGUGUCGUAUAGGCCUUAUACUGGGUACUGGUUUUAAUAUAGCGUUUGUUGAGCAUGUGAAGAACAUAGAGAAGUGGACUGGAGACGACAAGGAGCCAAAACAUGUCCUAGUGAAUAUAGAAAACGGCUCACUGGGGGAUGGAGGCUCUUUGGACUUCUACCGGAGUGAGUUUGAAAAGGAAGUGGACAAGCACUCAAAUCAUCCCCACUCGUUUACGUUUGAGAAGUCGUUCUCAGGCCACUAUCUCGGGGAGCUUGUGAGGCUGGUCCUUGUCAAGCUGAUUGAUCGGAAGUUGUUGUUAGGGGGUGCUACUUCACCACAGAUCUUGGAGCGAUGGGAGUUUACAACUACAGAUGUUACGAAGAUUGUUUGUGAUACGGAAGGUGACUGGAAGAACACCAGAGAUUUUCUGAGCAGGAUGGGUCUGAAUGACAAGGCCACGGAUGAGGAUGUGGAAGUUAUACGACAGGUGGCGCUCUUCAUGUCCAAGAGAGGGGCGCACAUCGUGGCAUCAGCUCUAGCCGUAUGUGUCCGUCACGUGAAUCUCCCAGAGGUGACGGUUGCCAUCGACGGGUCCGUAUAUGAACAUCACCCGACAUUCCACCCUGACAUGACAGAUCUGCUGGCAAAACUGGCCCCGCAGAGCAAGGUCAAACUUAUCCUGGCCAAGGAUGGAAGUGGACAAGGGGGAGCGUUUGUAGCCGUGUCAGCUCUCAGACAGCGGGACCUCAACCUCGUCAGUGCCUAAACAACUGUGCAUACACAACAGAUUCACUUAAACGGGGUAUAAAUCAUGUAACUCUGGAAAUACUUCAGUACUGCUGGUAAAAAUUCUACCAGGAUCCAAAGUUGCUGAUCUGUUUAUGCUUAACAGGAAUGUUUCAAAGUUAGGUGAUAUUUUAUUUCCUUUUUUUCCAUUUAUUUCAUUUUGAAAGAAUAUUAAAAUUUAUAAUCAUGGCUCACUUUUUUUUAUUGAAACUGAUGUGUGAAAAUGAUUUUGAAUAUUUGAUUUCAUUCGUUAUCAGUUUUGCUGCUCCAUAGAGGUACGACUCACAAUGAACCGCAUGGAUGUGUUUGUACUGUCCCUGUGCCUGGAUUAAUCCUACUUUUCAUUGUGGCAGCUAACACCUUGUCUACAGGGCUAACUGUCCCCAGCUCUUAAUUUCAUGUUUGUCAGUCACAUUGGUAUGAAUCAAUCAUAUAACAGAGGCAGCAAGACUUAUUUAUGUGAUGUACAGACACUUGUAUUAAGAACAGAGUCUUCAGCUGAAGUCUUCUCUUUGUUUUGUGGACAUCAUGUAUGUGGUCAUCAUGUAUGUGGACAUCAUGUAUGUGGUCAUCAUGUAUGUGGUCAUCAUGUAUGUGGUCAUCAUGUAUGUGGUCAUCAUGUAUGUGGACAUGUAUGUGGUCAUCAUGUAUGUGGUCAUCAUGUAUGUGGACAUCAUGUAGUGGGGUGAUGGGUACAAUGUGUGAAGCCCAUUUCUGGUGUCCACUGCUGUGAUAUUGCUGUAAUAUUGCUAAAAGCGGUGUAAAACCCAACUCACUUACUGUAUUAGAACUGAGUAUUACCUGGUAACUAUACGAUAUGGGCUGACAUGGCUAUUGGUUUCACAACACACCACAAGAAAAUGUAUAUUCUCCUUCCUUAGAACUCCGACUGCUAAAUGGCUCACAAGAACUUAUGCAAAUAAAUUGUUCAUUUUGUAA